This is a messenger RNA of Malus domestica (apple), 1331 nucleotides long. RefSeq lists its product as uncharacterized. The record is from RefSeq and is a predicted model, not a curated record. NCBI's taxonomy places the organism in Eukaryota, Viridiplantae, Streptophyta, Magnoliopsida, Rosales, Rosaceae.
AUUUUGUGUUAAAAAAAAAAAAAAAAAAACCAUUAACUCGCGUCUCCCUAGUUUAGGAAGUUUCCAGUCUCGGAGUCACUGUUGAGAUAUGGCGACGGCUAUAUGGCGGUGAUGGGUUGGAUGGUGGCGUCGACGACGUGGUAGUAUGCAUCGCUCCAAGACCGUAGUUUUCAUCUGGUUCCUCUACGCCUUGCUCUUCUACUCUCUCUUCCAAAUGGCUCUCCGGAACUCCGACUCCUCACGCAAUUCCACCUCUGCCUCUGAUUCUGUAAUUUCGAACAAGGAGCGGAGGUCCGCACUGUACGAUCAGAUGGGUCGGGAUUUGGCUGAGCACGGACCGGUUUUUCUCAAAAACGGCGGCCAGACCUCCCAGUCUCUGUCACUUUCUGAUAUUUUUACUAUCAGGGAUGGAUCUGUAGCACCUGUGCUUAAGGCAGCAAAUCCUCCUGUUCGUGCUAUUGUGUUGUAUCUGAGCACACAGUACUCGAUUCCGAUUUUGAAUGCGCUCAAACCUAUACUCGAUCCUUACUUUGAUGAAGCGAUCUGGUUUCAGAACUCGAGCUUAUAUCAUUCUAGUAUGUUUCAUGCCUCGCAUCAUAUUUCACCUGUUCCUGCUACUCCAGAUGAGAUUGAAGCUGAAGCAGCUGCCGUUAGGAAUAUUGCAGAGGGUCUCUGCCCUUUGAAAAUUGUCUUGGACAGGGUGGUCUUAACUUCAACGGGUGUGCUUCUUGGGUGCUGGCAGGUAACCUCUGGAUCAGAUCCUAUAACCAUUCGAGAAAAAUUGAGGACCGCGCUUCCACGUGCACCAGAAAAGCAACUUUAUGAUGUUGCUAUUCUUCAUACUUCAUUUGCAAGGCUUCUUGGUCACCCCAAAGCAUCAUCCACGGUGCUAUCUAAUACUUCAGAACAAGUCCACUUCUUCCAAGAGCUUGUUAAUCGUCUAAACAAAGAACUCCAAGGAUUUGAGGCUGUGGUAUCUGAGCUCUGGUAUGUCGAAGAAUUUGACGUUUUGGCUCUAGCAUUGAACGGAAGAAUGAAGUUUCGCAAGUUUCAACUUGGCUGCUCGAGAAGUUGACAUCACGAUUCGCCAAUUUCACAAGUAUAAACCCAAAACAUAUCUUCACAAGGAUAUACCCUUACAAUAUCUCACAUCACAUGCAUAUGUUGUACAUUUCCUUCGGGUAAAGAACACUAGUUAUAGAUAUGCCCUUAAACCGUGUUUGUUUUACCAGUUUUCCAUCGAAGCAGGUUCUCCAUGUUGGCGUGUGAAUUCGCACUUUGUUCUGAACUGAAAAUCUAAAGAAAAUAAUUGAUGGUGUGGAUUUGAUGAA